Messenger RNA from Penicillium vulpinum, 1404 nucleotides. Its product is annotated as Zn(II)2Cys6 transcription factor domain-containing protein. NCBI's taxonomy places the organism in Eukaryota, Fungi, Ascomycota, Eurotiomycetes, Eurotiales, Aspergillaceae. The coding region runs from base 1 to 1404 and encodes 467 amino acids. Gene Ontology annotation, cellular component: nucleus. Gene Ontology annotation, molecular function: zinc ion binding; DNA-binding transcription factor activity, RNA polymerase II-specific. The record is from RefSeq and is a predicted model, not a curated record. Gene Ontology annotation, biological process: regulation of DNA-templated transcription. The transcript is spliced from 3 exons.
AUGCCUCCCGAUUCUAAGACGAAAAUACGCCCGCAGCAGUCCUGCCUCAGAUGUCGCGAGCGCAAAGUGAAGUGCGACCGGUCUAUACCAUGCCACGCCUGCAUAAUUCGCGGCCUCGAAGCAGAAUGCACCUAUCUAACAACAGCUGAAGAUCGCGCCCACAUCAGCCAAUCCGAGAUAAUCAACCAACUACGCCGCGAAGUCGCACAGUUGCGGGGACGUCUAAACCAAAGCCCACGAGAAACCGGUCAUAGCCAAAGCCAAAGUCAGAGCCAGCAAUCGCGUCCGGACCAAAGGGUCGGAUCAUUGUCAGGAAACGGUCAGAGUUGGACACAAUAUACGCCUCCGCCCACGGGCUACAGCUAUGACGGCCAUAGCUAUGCCAAUGGCUCUGGAUAUGCGACCGGCGCUGGCGCUGGAUUUGCCUCCGCGAGAGGUACCCCGGAUACUAGUGAAGCCAGCUGGCGCGGGUCGUCGCCAUCCUCGUCGAUCACAACUAUGACGAACUCUAUAACUGUUACAAGUCCUGAUAGUACGGGAAGUGAGAAUGGAGCUGGAUCGAUGUCCGCUUCGUCACGGUCUGCUUCGGCUUCAGCUUCUGUUUCGUCUUCAGCUUAUCCUAUCGCGACGAGGUAUGCGCCGCAAGUUGCGGAGCUGGAUAGGGCGACUACAGUUGAGUCGCUUGCUUUUGGAAAUACUGUAGAAGAUGCGACAAUGUUCGGUUGUACGGGGGGGACGUCCUUCGUUCCAGGGGAUAUGUCCGGAACAGUCCCAGUCCCGAUGCAGGGUCUCCCUGUAAAUGGGUUACACGCACAAGACGCGAUGUUAGGGAUGCACCAUCCGCCGCUAUAUGGAGCCAAUAGCGAUGAUUAUAUGCUUGACGGAGGCAAAGCACUGCCAUACUUACAACACACUGGCUAUCCCGCGCCCAUAUCAACAGCGACAGCAACACAUUACGGGGAGGAAUAUCCAAUAUCAAAUGAAGAUGACAGGCCUUAUGCAUAUCAUCAUUGGGGGCUAGAUGCAUACGGGAAUCCGAAUCCGAGUCCGAAUCAAGUCCCGCAUACGCAUAUAUACCAAACCCCGUUUCAUUAUUCAACCAUCAACACCUAUCCAACCGAGCCCUUCUCCCUACCAACCCCGAUACCCGUGGCAGGCGAUAUUUCAAGCCAUCCUAACCCUAUUUCCCAGGACCGUCCUUCACCAAGAACCAUCAUGAACUCAAUGCCGAGCUCCUGGAGGGGUGAGGGGAAACAGGAACUGCUGGAAAUCCUGCUAGAAACAAUUGCUAGCUGUGACGAGCAAUGUUUACCCCAGGUGAUUCAGGUCUUGCGGACAAGUCCUUCGCCCGAAGAGGCUGUAUCGGGGGUUUGUUUGGUUCUCGGGAUUGGGAAUGGGCGAUGA